Temnothorax curvispinosus is the source of this 10307-nucleotide messenger RNA. RefSeq names its product A disintegrin and metalloproteinase with thrombospondin motifs 9 (gene AdamTS-A). Gene Ontology annotation, biological process: proteolysis; extracellular matrix organization. Gene Ontology annotation, molecular function: metalloendopeptidase activity; zinc ion binding. Bases 1209 to 6704 code for a protein of 1831 amino acids. The record is from RefSeq and is a predicted model, not a curated record. The transcript has 29 exons. Gene Ontology annotation, cellular component: extracellular matrix. NCBI's taxonomy places the organism in Eukaryota, Metazoa, Arthropoda, Insecta, Hymenoptera, Formicidae.
CAGAUCGGUCGCGUCGUGAUCCGCACGCUCGUAUCCGAUCGCCCGGCGUCGUCGCGCCCGGAGCCGAUCGCCGAUCGUCGGAGACGCUCCACGGAUCGUCUCGCGCUGCUCCCGCGCCGGAGAGAGAGAGAAAGAGAAGAUCAAGAUCCUGUGUCCGAUCGAUCGACGAUCGCUGGUCGCGCGGAUCCACCGGUUUCGCCGCUCAUCCGGCUCAUCCCAUCCCACGGGAUUAUUCCGUUGCCGCGCGCGCGCUCUUAUACGCACGCGGCAUCAGGUUCGCGUUUCGGCGAAUCCGCGCUGCUGCGGGUGGUAAGUGGAAAGCGUCGCUCAGCAGCCCGAGAGAGAAGAUUGAAUCUGUACGGCGCGGAUAAACUCCAGUCGGCGCUCGUAAAGUUCGGGCGCCCCACGUGAAAACCGAAGGUUUCGAUCGUCUCGUCGUCGUCGUCGUCGUCGUCGUCGUCGUCGGUCAUCGACCCGAUUACGCGUGCUCUCGUCGCUUCGUCAAUUUGGAAAUGCUUCUCGGGGGAUCGUCGAGGGAAGGAGCGCGACGAAGCUGGCGCGACAGACGUAAGCUUCCGGCGGUGUGAAGCGAGGCGAGCGAAGCAAGAGGAGAACGAUCGGAUCGAGAACGCCGGGCUAGAGAAUGAGCUAUAAUACUCGCUCCUGAGCGUACAAUCGGCGCGAUGCGUUUCUACUCUUCCAGCCGGCCAUUCUCCGCGUAAUCAGAUCUAUACGCAUUGCACAAGCACACAGGCGCAAGCGGUAUGGUCGAGGUCCUCCGAGAGAGAUAAGACCAGGACGCGCAGGACGAGACCCAGCGCGUUCUUUAAUGGACGUUGCGCCGAUCCUCGUUGCAUUCUGCUGGCGAGUCGUUUGCGAGGAAAACGAGAAUCGAGAGGAGGAGGAGGAGAGACCUUGAGAUCUCUGUCUGUUGCGAGGGUUUUAUGGAUACCGGAGGCGAAGGUACCAGAGGCUCUCUCGGCUCUCGAACGCUUCGGAGUAUCCGCGAUAAUCGUCGUCCAAUGACGCGCUCGGGAUGAUCGAUUGACGCGCGGUGAGAUCGAUGCGAAGAUCGGUCUCUCGGUGAUAUAUACUUAUACCUAUAUACCGGGUACAUUAGUGAUCGCUUUCGAAAUAGCGUGCGGAAACGCUGAACAGACGUUUCGAACGGACGAAUAGAUGCGCGUGCACCAGUGGGACUUGCAGAGAUGUCGCGAAUUUCGAAUCGCGUCGCCACGAUUGGCGCGGCCCUCGCCAUCGUUUUGCUCGUGAUACUCCUAGUAAUCUUGUGGUCGGACGUGCGCAACGUAGACAGGAUCGAGAAUCUCGGCCGGAUACGGAAGAAUUCGACGAUCGAUGGUGUCGUCAAUGAAACGAGGAGGAAGCAGAUCGACGGUCUACGCCGCAUCGCCACGACGGAUCUGGUUACGACGUUCGAAUCUAUCGAGCAGAAUCUCACGAAUGAGGUGCUUCCCGAAGGAAUACGAAAUACGAAAGAAUUCAAUGGCACGUCGUCGAUCGACAUGUUGCCGUCCGCUAAGGGCAAUCUGGAGUACGUCAAGCCUUUAAAAAUUAGUCAAAAUCAGUAUGAAGAUCCACCCGAGCAGUUUUCCACGGCGAAGAGGCAUCACAGUGGUCACUUUCGGCACGCAACGGCCGAAGUCUGGGACCCUCACCCGCAAUACGAAUUUACCGCCUUUGGAAGGCGAUUUCGCUUGCGGCUGGCACAUGACGCCAGUUUUGUAUCUCCCGACAUAAAGGUGACACACAUGAGCGAGAACACAACGAGGAGGGAACACGCCGGUCAUCACUUGGGCUGCUUCUACAGCGGGUCAGUCGACGGCGAUCCAAGUUCAGCGGUCAGUGUCAGCCUUUGUCACGGAAUGACUGGUCACAUGAAGACGUCGAUGGGCAGCUAUUUCAUUAAGCCUACCGAACAUUGGCGCGAGGACGACAAGGACUCUCUUGGAUCUUCGUUACAACAUGCGCUCUACCGCGUACCCACGGCUGCGAUUAAUUUGAACGAUGACUUUGAUACUCCCGAAAAUGGAGUUAGAAGUCGCAAUUGCGGUGUGAUCGAUUACGACUCGGACGACAUCCCUUCCCCAUUAACAGACGAUAGUUCCGCUCGUAAAGUUUACGUCGGGGAGCGUUCGCGGGAGCGUAGAUCAUUGACGCGGAAAACCGCAUCGUUGGAGCGGUUUCCUAGAGAGAAGGAAGAGGAAUACGAGCGAUUCACAGAGCUGACCGAGCAUCGCCAGGAUUUUUUUCAAAGAUUGGAUUACGACGACAGGUAUUACAGUGUGGCUCGUGAACACGGCUAUCAAAACGAAGAAUACGCACAGGACUCGGAGAUGGACGCGGAUCCCUUCGUGACGUGGAGGCCGCGGCGUGCCUUACCGCGUGAAUAUUUCAUCGAGAUCAUGGUGGUAGCUGAUGCGAAAAUGGUGGAAUAUCAUGGCACUGGCUUGGUCAGCUACAUUCUUGUCCUGAUGAGCACGGUUUCACGAAUCUACAAGGACCAGUCUAUCGGCAAUCCGGUGAGCAUUGCAGUAAUGAAGAUCGUCAAGACCGAGGAAGUAUUUGGCGUCAAACAUAGCGGUAGUGACGGAAUCGCGGCGGCCGAAAUGUUAAAGCGAUUCUGCCAGUGGCAGAAACACAAUAAUCCUGACGAACCCUCUCCGGAACACCACGAUGCUGCGCUUCUAUUAACCAGAGAGAAUCUAUGUCACAACCCGCGCCAAAAGCGUUGUGACACUUUGGGCUUGGCCGAGCUGGGUAGAAUGUGCUCGCCUGGAUCUUCGUGCGCUAUCGUGCAGGAUAAUGGAUUAGCCGCGGCGUUUACCAUCGCGCACGAGAUUGGUCACGUACUUAACAUGCCGCACGACGACGACGCCAAGUGCACGGGUUUCAGGAACCGUUCGGGUGUGCACAACGUGAUGUCCCGCAUGCUGGACGAUAAUACUUUUCCCUGGGAGUGGUCCAAGUGUUCCCGACACUAUGUCACCGAAUUUCUCGAAGCCGGAUAUGCCAACUGUUUGCUUGACGAACCCAGCAAAAUGAUGGAGAGACAAAACGGUCGGCUGCCCGGCGAAGACUAUUCAGAGAACAAACAGUGUGAGCUCGUCUUCGGGCAAGGAUCCAGAAUCUGUCCCCACAUGGUGAGUGAUGGCCAGGCAGUGUGUAGGAGACUGUGGUGCACCGCACCACUGUGGGAUCAUCAUCAGCAGUGUCACACUCAGCACAUGCCUUGGGCCGACGGCACACCAUGCGGCAUCGAUAAAUGGUGUCAUCGCGGCGAGUGCGUCUCGCGCAGAAACCUCGAGCCGGUGCACGGCCAGUGGGGUGAAUGGGGAAGAUACGGCGAGUGUUCGCGGACCUGCGGCGGCGGCGUCAAGAGGAAGUAUCGCGAAUGUGAUAAUCCGGCGCCGAAGAAUGGCGGCAAUUACUGUAUUGGCGAGCGCGUUAAAUAUCGCAACUGCGGUACCAGAGAAUGCCCGCCGGGUAGCCCAGAUUUCAGAGAACAACAAUGCUCGAAAUUCGACAAUAACAAUUUCAACAUUCAGAAUCUUGCCAGAGAUGUUAAGUGGCAUGCAAAGUAUACCAGAAUACUGCCACAAGAUCGUUGCAAACUGUACUGCCAAGUGGAGAGCAAUCAGUAUUACAUGUUACGCGACAAGGUAAUCGAUGGGACACCCUGCGGCCCUGACACUUUCCAUAUAUGCGUUAACGGCCAAUGCAAGCCCGCCGGAUGCGAUCACGUCUUGAAUUCGACGGCCGAACUUGACACCUGCGGAGUUUGCAGAGGCGACAACGCAACUUGUCAGAGGAUUGCGGGCGCUUACAAUUCCAGUGUAUACGGUUACACCAGGGUAGCUAAAAUCCCUGCCGGCAGCAGUUACAUUGAUAUUAAACAACAUGGAUGGCUGGGCUCUCACAACGAUAGUAAUUAUCUCGCGCUGAGAAUUGGAGAAGACGGCGAAUACAUCUUAAACGGGAACUUUAUGGUAAUGCAUCGCAAGGUGAUCGUACACGCUGGCGUUACUAUUGAAUACAGCGGACCGGAAUCAGUUGUGGAACGACUGAACAGUUCCCGCCCUAUCGCCACCGAUUUAAUUUUGGAGGUAUUAUCCGUAGGGAACGUUUAUCCACCGCAAAUCACCUACGAGUACACUGUACCGAAAGGAAUCCUAAACAGUUACACGUGGCUGCUCAGCGAUUGGUCGACCUGCAAUCGAAUGUGUCAGGGUAUGAAAUAUCGCAAGGCCGAAUGUAGGAGCACCGAGCACAAGGAAGCGGUGCCCGACGCUUAUUGCAGAAACGAGGAAAAACCGCAGGAGGAAAGUCAGAAAUGUAACGCGCAUUGCACACUACAAUGGCAGAUGACUUCCAUGUCUGAAUGCUCGAAUCACUGUGGCCCGGGCGUGCGAACUGUCACCUCGCGAUGCGUUCAAAUCUUGCUGGACUCGUCGCAUCCUCCGCGGCCGAUACCGGCGCACGCCUGCUUGCAUAUCGAGAAACCGAGCGAGCAUCAGUCGUGCGUCGGCCCUUGCGACGACGCUCAUUGGAGUUACAGCGAAUGGAAUGCCUGCAGUGUCUCGUGCGGCGGCGGUGUGCAAUUGAGGAGCGCGAUAUGCGUUGAUUCAAACGAGAGGCAGGUACGAGACGAGAACUGCGUCAGACAGGAGAAGCAUCUCAAGAGGACGUGCAAUCAAGAGGCUUGUCCGAAAUGGGAUCUAGGAGAGUGGAGUUCGUGUUCCGUGACCUGCGGCGUAGGAAAACGGCAUAGAGCCUCCUGGUGCCAGGUCGAGAAUCGCGUGGUAUCGCGCACCUUCUGCAGCGGUACACCGAUCGUAACGACGGAGGCCUGCGAUGCCGGUCCUUGUCAUCAGUGGCACGCCGGCGACUGGAGUCCGUGUUCAGUAACGUGUGGCGAGGGAACGUCGCGAAGAAACGUCGUUUGCAAGAAUGCAGAUGGUGCGCCGAGUGACGGAUGUUCCAUCUCUGAGAAACCAGAGACUUCGGUUACCUGCACGCUAAAACCAUGUCCCAAUGUCGUAAGCCUGCCGCCGAUCACGUAUUCAACAAAUCCCCCACGUGAAGAUUCGUUCCCACAAGAAAACGAAAUCGACAGCAACGGAAUUACGUUCCACUCGGGUUACAAAUGGCACGUAGGAGCUUACGGAGAGUGCUCGCGAAAAUGCAAUAUCGGAUACAAAAACAGGAUAGCGAGAUGUAUAUCCUCGGAAACUGGGAUGGUCGCGCCUGACUAUUAUUGUGACUCUAAUCAACAACCGAUAGUCAGGAUCGCGUGCAAUCCUCACCCGUGUCCGACUUGGAAUACCGGCGACUGGAGCGAGUGCGACGCAGUAUGCGGUAAUGGAUUCCAACAUCGUCAAAUCCGCUGUCAAAGUCAUCGCGGCGAAACUUUGCCAGACAAGGAAUGUAACGACGAGCAACCGAAACACGUGCGAAGGUGCCAAAAAGAAUCUUGCAGAAGCAAUCCUAAAAGCAGCCGGGAGAAUAGUUUGGAUUCUAACAUCGUUCGCAGAUGGAAAAUGUCUAAUUGGACUCCGUGCUCGAAAUCAUGCGGCACCGGGAUUCAGACACGAAGGGUGGAAUGUACGAUGAGAAGAAGCAAUCAUUGGCCGGAAGUACCUGUUAAGGACGAGCAGUGCUUGAGAACAAAACCGCGCAAACCAAAAUCACAGAGAUUAUGCCAACGUGUUGCCUGCGAUUUUAUCUGGCAGGAAGGCACCUGGUCGGAGUGUUCGGCGGAAUGUGGCGAAGGAAUGCAACGUCGCGCGGUCACUUGUCAUCGAGUAAAUCUGUACGGAUGGAUCGAUCCAACGCCAACUGAAGGUUGCCCGAUGGAUCAAAGGCCGGUCAGCGAGCAGAUUUGUAAGCUACGCGAGUGCAGUGAUGAAUAUUAUUGGACUGUUGGCCCUUGGAAAAAAUGUAGUCAAUCUUGCGGACGCAAAGGGCGGCAGAUCCGUAGGCUUUAUUGCCACAAUGCAGCCGGCAAUACAGUAGCGCGGAUUCACUGUCCAGCUGAAUACAAGCCACAACGAAAGCGCAAGUGCAAUCAAAGAAAAUGCGGUCCAGUCACCUGUCUUGAAAUCCAGAAACGACUCAAGGUUACCACGGACGGUGAAUAUCCGUUGUUAAUUGGUGGUAGAAAUAUGACGAUUUAUUGUCACGGAAUGUCGAGCGCCGAGCCGCGGGAAUACCUGACUUUGCCAGCUGGCGACAGCGAGAACUUCGCGGAAAUCUACGACAAAAGAUUAAGGAACCCUCACACGUGUCCGUUCAAUGGUCAAAGAAACGACAGUUGCAACUGCGUGUCCGAAUUGGGGACGAUAUCUGGCAGAACGAUGUUUAAGAGGGUACGCAUAGAUCCAACGACACUCUACAUUAUAGCGAAUGAUUACACGUUUUCGUGGACAAAAGGAAUGCAACGCGUGGAGUAUGGCAAAGCCGGUGAUUGCUAUAGUCUCACCGAAUGUCCGCAAGGACGUUUCAGCAUUGAUUUGAGGGGAACUGCCUUGGGAUUAUCGCCAGAAAUUACCUGGAUUAAGGAAACCUCAAGCGCUUUUCUCGCAAUCAAUAGAAUUAAUAAUCAACGAAUCAUCGGUAAAUGCGGCGGUUAUUGCGGCUUCUGCAAGCCGAGGACGGGCCUAAAGCUGGACGUAUUACCUCCCUAGUCACAGCCAUCAACUUCUAGUACUUCAUCUAUCUGUCCUAUGAUCCCGCGGCCAUAAGUCGCGGCAUCAUAACCACCGAUUUGCUUUAAAUUCGAUUAGUUUCUUAGUAGCUCCCGGAAAGAAAGUAUAUAUAUUUGUUCCAAUAUACGUAUAUUGGAGAUAGCGAUACCGAAACUCAUUGGAACGGCGACCGAUAUAGCGGAAUGCACAUGACACAACAUACAAUCUAUCACUGCCGUCACGCAUGUGCGAUUAAACUAAAAUCACAAAUUACGAUUAUGUGUUUGUGGAAAACGUGUCUCUAUGAAUGCAAAACUAGAAAGUUUGCAACAAGAAAAAGAGAAAAGAAAACAAACAUUACGUAAAAUGAAUAUUUUCAUAACUAGAACCGUUUUCCCGCCGCAAAUCGAGUCUCCAGCAAUCGUAACGCUAUCGAAACGAAUAAUAAUUGUAAUAUGCAUUUUAUAUACAAACUUAAAGUAACUGAUAAUGGUAUCGUAUUCUGUGAACACUUCGCGAUUAAUAUUAUGCUCUCUUUCGAUGAUCUUACGAUCCUACAGUUUGCUUUUAUAUCGUGAUGCCACUGCCGUUUUCUACAAUGCCCCAUCGAUUUUAAAAAGUGAAGAGACAUUAAGGAGAAUUGAUACCUUAUUUUUACUUUUAACAAUAAAGUAUCAAUAUAGAAUAUACAUAUAAGUAUAACUGAGAUGAGUAUCUUGAUUAACAUCUCGGUACCACAACAAUUAACAGCAAUUUGUAGCUUUCAGAUAGAAAGAAAGGAACAGAAUACUCGACUUUAUGGUUUUUACGCAAGUUCGAUAUCUUAUACGAUGUUUUUUGCUUGCAAUGAGCUGUAGAAAAAAAAACUCGUAAAACUUGUUAAACAAGCUGUAGGAUAUUAUUUUUUCCUUUUUUACUUGCAUCGCGCGCAUAUAGGAGAAUAUUGUCCGUUUUAUCUCGAAGGUAUCGCAGUAAAAUUAAUAGCAUAGACGUGUGUGCAAGGUGAAUAAAUCCACUAGUAAGGUUCACGGUGUACGCGUGUAAAGUAGUUUGAAAACGGUAUAUAUUAGGUACACUGCGUUAUUAGUGAUUAACGCACGACAUAAUUUCGUCUCACGUCUAGAAAAGAAAUGUAGGAUGUUACUGUUAAAUAAUUUUCCAAACUGUCUCUACAAGUAUUCAGAACAUAUUGAAGCUAUUUCUUCCUUAAUGAAGAUUGCCUUUGCGACUCAUUUCUUGUCGCUUGGCAAAUAUAUCUUUUGACAAUGCAUUUGAAGAGAUUAGGUAACUGAGGCUCAACGUUUUUCUUUUUUUACGAGAAGACGCUUUCGUUAAGGGGAAUUUGGCUUCAAAUUGGUCAAAAUGAAUGAAGUUUGUGAAACUUAUUCUCAGUGACGUUCCGUACUUAUCCGCACUCCCGAUGAAGAUCAAGCGUGAAAUCCGUUUUUUUUUACAAUCGUAGCCGUUACGCGCAAUCGUAUUACGUUACUCAAGCAAAUCCACGAAAUUUGUACAAAAGCCAAUAAUAUUUAUACUAUGAAGUAGUGGUAAAGUCUAAGGAAACUUUAUUCGUAUUUUAUCGCGCCGCACCAACUUAGGAACGAUGUGUCGAGGUGAACGCGGUGCCGAUUAGUCUUUUUUUACAUUAAACAACCAACAAGAUUGGUCAGUACAAUAAAUCGCCUUUCUCUUUGCGACACUCGCGUCAUUAGAUGUGAAUGUCAAAGUGCCCACUUUGCUUGGACGCUUUACAAUCCAGACGCCUGUUAGCUAUAUAAAUACGCGUAUUUCGACAGACUGCCAUAGUUAAUGUUAAUAUAUGGUAUAAAUAUAUAUACGUAAUUGUUAAGUGUAUAAUCUGCCAAUCUUGGCCACGUUGUAGCAUAAUAAGAUUUGACGAGGACGGAAAUAGUGCGAUCUAUCUCGUAAGCGCGAGUAUAUAAACGCAUUUUUUUAAAUAAGCAUUUCCGAAGUGCCGAAAUUAACGAUGUUUAGUCACGACAGUUUCGAUAAUGUAAAAACUUCAUGUGUGAAGGAACGCGAUAUUUACUUAAUUUCUUGUAUUAACGUUAGCAAAGCUAGUGGCGGACGGUGCUGCGACCCGAUCGACAGCGUUGUAUUCUAGAUUGCAUUGCGUGUUGUCAAGGCGAAUGCGUUAUUAACGGUGACAUUAUCUCGCGUAUGUCCUAAAAACGCUCCGAACUUUAUGUUACGAGGCAUAUUUAACGCCUACUGUAGAACAGUGCAGAGCUCACAGCACCCUCAACUCAACUUUGCAGACAAUUAACUGCCGCAGAACCGAUUUACGAGCGUGGAGGUACGCCGUGCCGCGAACUUACAUAUCUAAUAUCGUAGGCAGCUAAUUGAUCGGUUGUUGCUCGAUAAUUAAACACGCGUGUGAGAAUCCGUUGUUUUAUAAUUCCAUCGCCGACAACGUAUUACAUGUAAUGUACAUUAAACGUCAUAAAUGUUCUAAUGCCUGUUAAAUGGGCGUCUUCGCGAACGCAACACAUCUCCAUUAUCAUGAUAUACAGAGCUCCAGGAUUAUUAUUCUUUUCAUUGUAAAUUUUUCGAUUGAGUUGUUACCUUGUUCUCAACAAAAAUGUUGAAACCCAUAAAAUUGCUGAACAUUUAACGAUUAAAAAUAAGAGAUUUAUAGCAAAUUAAAUUUUACGAAAGAAAAUAAAUGAGUUAUAUAUUCUUUAGUUAAAAAUUUUAAUGGGUUUUAUUUUAAUCGACUUUGUUUUAAAUAUAACUACAUAGAGAUAUAUAUAAAGUCAAAGAUUGAAAAGAUAAUUGGUAAUCAUUGAUAUCUCUCAACAAUUUCAUUGAAUCUCUUUUGAAUUAACCUGAGGAAAAUUACGAUGCUUCUGUACAUCACGAUAGCUUGUAUUAAAGAAAUAAAAAUCAUCGGAUAUGAUAAUAAUAAUAUAAUUGACAAUCCGCCUUUUAUAUAUGUUUUUUAUUUUAAUCUAUAGGUGUAGAUCGAUAUAAUAGAAUCGUCUUAUUAAUAGCCGUAAUUUCAAAGACUCCCUUCAAUGUAAAAGCUAAUAAUUGUCAGUUAGGACAAAACCUGGUAUUCAAAAUUCAUCGAUAUAUAUUCUGGGAGUGAUUUAUUAUAUAGCUAAACGAUUUGUGAGAUAUGAGAAAUUAUCCAGAAAGUACUCCUUUAGUAAAUUAUAUAGACGUUUAUGUAUAUAUAACGUCUGUAAUGUAUGGAUGCACACGAUUUCGCUAGCCUUUUCAGUAAUUAUACUCAAGCCUUUACUGCCAAUCCCGUAUUUCUUUACAUUCAUGGCAAUUGUACAUUUUAUAUAAAUUUUAAAUAAAUCACGAAAUAUAUUUUUGUUUAUUUUAUAACGCAUUUAGUUGUAGUAAAACUAGUUCUCGAGAAGGUGUCAUAUAAAUACCGGCUUUUGGCAAUGUGAUCGUAAAGAUUCUAUGUGAACCAGUGUAUAUGUCCGAAUAAAAAAAAAGAAAUGUCUCGUAAACUAUUGUUAAUAUUAUAUAUAUUUAAAAAAUAAGAGUGAUUUUAAAAUUGUAUAAACUUGCGUAUUUAAAAACCAUUCGAUUCGAGCGACAAGAUAUCCUUUCUGAAAGCAA